Enterobius vermicularis (human pinworm) is the source of this 243-nucleotide messenger RNA. The record is from the annotation of a GenBank genome assembly. Lineage: Eukaryota; Metazoa; Nematoda; Chromadorea; Rhabditida; Oxyuridae.
AUGUUGGGUCUCAAGACAGUAUUGGUGUUGUCUCUGCUACUGGUUGCAGUUUCGGCCUUUUACGGACGACAACUAAGAAAUUUUGUACGUUUUCGUAAACCUGAAGAUCUGUAUCAACCAUCAUUCCGGACGGUGCUCUGCGGAACGCAUCCAAUUCGUAUCCAAAUGGAUGCCGAUCCGGAAGUGAUGUGUAAUGAAUACUAUCGGAUGAGUGCCGCAGCGGCGGUAAAUGAUGGCUUAUGA